AUGGAAGUUGAUGGUGAAAACGGUCCGGCGAAGCUUAAGGUUAAAUUCGGAAAGGGAUGGAUGGGAAAAGGUGCUGAAAUCCACAGGGUAAACAACCUUAAGGGAGAACCAAAAGGCAUCAUGGUUCUCAUCACCAUUUCGGAAUCCACCUAUCCGUACGACUGCUGUAUCGAAACCCAAAAGAAUAAGAAAGACGGAAUCUGUAUAGGUAUACCAACAGAAAUCACCCGCCUUUACACCCACCCCGACCUUCUACACAGAGCAGAGCGACAAGAGGAAGCAGAAGAAAUGGAUGAAAUACAGAGGGAGGUCGGGGAAAUAUCGUACGAGGUAUUGAACUGGGAGAAGGAAACGCUGGAUGAUAUGCAAAUAGAGGCUGAAAUGGAAGAAGCCUUACAUGGUCAGAUUGAUUAAGGUUGCCAAGUAGUGACCUGGCGAGGUUGUUAAAUCCAGAACACGCAACUGCGGAUCCUCUGCCUUACAAACAGAAUCAACAUCGACAAGGUAAAAGCUUCUAUAUAAAUAAAGGACACCUUUUCUCAUACGUCCGAAUGUCUGGAAGACUUGGGAGUAUUCAUUGUUUUUUUCAAACCUUAUUGGUCUGGAAAACAGAAUCAACCUUAGAAUCACUUUAUAGAUAAACUUUUUCUAUAUAAUAAAAUAAUGAAUACUUCUAACCCAAGUAUUCCAAUUUCGGACAGAAAGUUCGCAUCUAUUGAGCGGAUGAAAACUAACGUUUUGGAAAAGGCCCGGGAAAGAGGCCUAAAAAUUGAAGAAAAAUUAAAAACCACUUCCACGAAUUACUCAAGAAGGAAAAGAGAAAGGCAAUCGGAAAGGAAGUUAAGACUGUUGCAAGGCAAUUCCAAAGACGAAGGAAGCAAACCGAGGCUGAUGCAAGAAAGGCGAUAAAGGAUACAAAGAAAUGGAAAAGCGAUAUCACCAAAGAAGAGAAAAGACGGCGAAAAGAAGUCACGGACUGGAAAGCCGAGGCACAAAAGUGGAAGAAGGAAUCCCAACGGUUACGACGAAACGCAUGGCCUCGUGAAAGGCGAGCUGAGGAGAACCGUAGGAUUCCAGAGGGCAAGUGGAAAGGUAAAAAGAAGUUUGCCCGUCUUCAGCUAAAGGUGGGUGAUAAGUUAAGUAAAAUUUGGGAUAGGUCGAUGGAAAUCCUGAAACCCAUCCUAGCCAAGCAUGCCAUCAAGAAAAAGGUAAAGAAGUAUGUUAUCAAUCCCAAAGGCGCGUACGAUCCAUCCUACUUCCUAACCACCACGAAAGAUGAGGUUAAAACGGAACCCAGAAACGUAAGGAUGUCCUUGGCUUGUGAAAUGGUAAGAAGCGACCCGAAAACCUGGGAAGAAGUGUCAACCAUCGCUCACUUUGGGUCAAAAAACCACAAACUUAUCGGUACGGACGAUACGGAGGAGGCUCAAAGCAUAAUGAGGGAAAAAAUACUAAAGUCAUUCUCCGAAUACCAAAGGAGAGGAAGUGGAUGGAGACUACGCAAAGUUACCCAGUUAGAGAUCCACAUCGGAGAAUUACAACCCCUCAGGGGUAAAAAACACGAACCUCUACCCAAAUCCAUGGUAAGUAAGAAGGCUAUUAUUAAUUUGAAAAACGACGACGACGAAUGUUUCAAGUGGGCUAUCACACGUGCCUUAAACCCUACCGACAUCCGUCCGGAAAGAAUCACAACGGAACUUAAUUAAUUAAAGAACAAUCCAAAGAGCUAAACUGGGAAGGGACCGAAUUCCCAACACCCUUAAAUAAUAAAUUCGAGAAAAACAACAAUAUUUACGUCAACAUGUUGAGCGCCGACGAAAGCCUUAAGGUGUAUUACCCCUUACGGGUAUCCGGAAAAACCAACCUCAUAAGACUCUUUCUAUGGAAAGACCACUACAGUGUCAUUAAGGAUAUGUCGAGGCUUGUAGGUUCACAAAUCAGUAAAAACGAACACAAAAAAUACAUAUGUGACCGGUGUCUUAACGCAUUCGGAUCAAGCGAACUCCAAUUAUGUUCGAACAACGAUUACCAAAGACACGAAUACCCAAAACCCGGAAGUACCACAAAAUUCGAAAACUACGGAAGAACACAGACAGUCCCGUUCGCUAUAUACCCAGACUUCGAAUAUUAUAUCGAAAAACUAAAUGCAAAAAACCAAAAACCAAACGAGUCAAGCACCACAGAGUACCAAAAACACAACCCAAGCGGAUUCUGCUACUACGUCAAAUGCUUCGACGACACCAUAUAUAAACCUAAGCUAGUACACUAUACCCAGCAACACGAAGGAGAAGAAGACAUCACCAAAAAAUUCGUGGAUAUGCUAGAAGAGGAAACCAAGGACAUCUACAACCGAUUCAAAACACCGACUUCCAUUCGAAAUCGAAGGAAAGGUCAAUCAAAAUAUGCUUUGUGGUUUAAUGUAUAGACACUCUAAUGGUAACCUUUACGUUUUUCAAAAUUAUUUGAAAUCCAUCUUAGAUAAAAUUCAUAGACAAAAUAAACAGUGUUUGAUUUUGGGCGAUUUCAAUUUGUAUCUUCUAAAAUAUGAAACUCAUAUUGCAACAGACGAAUUUAUAAAUAAUUUAGGCACAUAUUUUUUUCAGCCACAUGCAUAUUUUACAACCAACACGGAUAACUGACCAUACAGCUACUCUUAUAGACAAUAUUUUCUAUAAUGCCUUGGAGCAGUUCACAUUAAGUGGCAAUAUAAUUUAUGACGUUACAGAGCAUUUGGCUAAUUUUCUAAUUAUCAAUAAAUUUUCAUGUCUAACAUCUAAUGUUAAGAUAUAUAAGAGGGAUUUUUCGAAAUUUAAUGAAACUGAUCUAUUGAGGUACAAGCUGUUGUCUGGCAAGAGGUUCUUGCUAGUCAUGGUUUUGAACCCUCGUUAAUGUUUGAUUCAUUUUAUGCAAAAGUUUCUUCUAUUAUCGAUAAGCAUAUUCCUAUUAAGGAAUUAUCAAAAAAAGAGCGCCAAAUUCAAUCUAACCAUUGGAUAACAUCAGGUAUAAGGAAAUCCAUUCACAAGAAGAAUACCUGUUAUCAAAGAUACUUGAAAACGAAGUCUCAACAAAAUUAUUUAAAAUUUAAAAAAUAUAGAAAUAAAAUAAAUCAUUUGACCCGAAUUAGUAAAAAAAUUAUUACAACGACUAUUUUAAUGAUCAUUCAAAUAAUACUAAGCUGGUAUGGAAAGGAAUUAAACAAAUUAUAUACAUGAAACACCCAAAUUCUAAUUCAAUCUCAACGAAACUUAUACAUGAUGGUCAAGAGAUCACUGGAACAAAGGAAAUUGCAAAUGCUUUUAGUAGUUUUUUUUUCUAAUGUGAGAGAUCGACUUGCCACUGAUAUUCCUCAUGUCAGUAAAUCGCCGCUUGACUACAUUGAUACAUGCAACUCUGAGAGUUUUUAUUUAUUUCCUACCACCGCCUCGCGGAGAUUGAAAGAGAAGUCUCAUGUUUAAAUACCAGCAAGACAGUGGGUCCUAACAGUAUACCUAUCAAAGUAUUAAAACUUCUUCAACAUGUUCUCUCGAAGCCAUUAGAGAUUUUAUUUAAUGCUUCCUUUGCCACUGGUAUUGUACCUCAAAGUUUCAAAAUAGCUAGAAUUAUACCAGAUUUUCCAAAAGGGAGAUUACAGAAGUUUAAAUAACUAUCGACCAAUUUCCCUUCUUUCUAUUUUUAAUAAACUACUAGAAAAACUUAUGUAUACUCGUCUGAUCAAUUUUCUUGAGAAGAAAUGUAUACUUUAUGACAAACAAUUUGGCUUUCAUUCACAUCACUCAACAGAGCAUGCGAUUCUUACUAUUACUGAUAAAAUCCAAAAUGCUAUUGAAAAUCGAAGCUACUCGUGCGGUAUAUUUUUAGAUUUUAGCAAAGCCUUUGAUACUGUCCAUCAUGGCAUUUUAAUAAAUAAGCUAGAAAAAUAUGGUAUUAGGGGUGUUGCAAAAGAUUGGUUUGUUUCAUAUCUUACUGAUAGGCAACAUUAUGUGUCUGUGAAUAAUAUAAUGUCUAAUUUCCAUAAAGUAAACUGUGGUAUACCCCAAGGAUCUGUUUUGGGCCCCCUCUUAUUUAUUUUAUAUAUCAACGAUUUUCAUGAAUGCUCAGAUCUAUUUGAUUUCCAUCACUUUGCUGAUGAUUCCAAUUUAUUUUAUGAAAACAAGAACAUAUCAGUGCUAGAAUCUAAAAUUAACAAAGAGUUGGUUAACAUCCACGUCUGGUUAUGUGCAAAUAAAUUAUCCCUAAACAUUGAAAAAUCAAAUUUUGUUACCUUUCAUCCUUACCAAAAAAAACCUGACAUAGACAUAAAUCUUAGUAUUUCUGGUAGAUACCUUAAAAAGGUUGAUCAUAUUAAAUAUCUUGGUGUUUUUAUUGAUUCCCACCUGUCUUGGAAAUACCAGAUCAGCCAUAUUGCAAAAAAAAUUAGAAGAGGUAUUGGUAUUCUUUCUAAAGUUCGUUACUUAGUAAAUACUGAUAUCCUUGUAAAAGCAAGUUUAUACAUGCCCAUAGGCAUUAUAAACUUAAGUUAAUGAAACAAGCGUUCGGAUAUAACCAAAGUUGUGCAAAGUCCUUUGAUUAGACCAGGUUAGGCACAAAGGUCAGUCUAAAAACGCGUGAUCACUCACGUGCAAAGCACUCGGUAAAUAACAAUGAACCACUGUCAAACACUUCUUCCCAUGCAUGCGGGAAAAUAGACCAAUCAGGUCCUACUGUUUUGUUUGCUUAUGCUUCCUGCCUGGGCUACAGGCUUCAUUGUGUCGCCGGUGAGCCAAAGUGAAGGACACUUCACAGCAAAAAAAAUUGCUUAAAUUUGUAAUAUAUCUCUCACGAGGCAAUGCCUACCGCCCGACGCCAACGCAUAGCUGUACAACAACGCGCAGAGAAUGCAAAUGAGCCAUCGGUAAACGAUCUUCGACAACAAUGUCUAGACAAAGGUUUAUCUGACCAUGGUCGUCGAAAUACGCUGGUCGCGAGACUGCAACAACAUGCUUCAACGUCGUCGUCGAACAAUACCGCCACAGAAGCUGCGACAAUUGUUGAUAUUGCGAACAACAGCGAGCAAACACCACUCGUCGAGCGAAGAUCUGUGUCACACGAAAGCUCAAGCGAAAACCCUCUACUGAACGACGCUCAGUUGGCCCAAAUCCAAUCAAUCGUCGCGAAGACGGUCGAACAAUCGGUGAACGAUAUCGCAACAAACGCCGCUCGUGCUGCAGUACAAGCCAUGGCAACUGCGCCUACGAAUGAGCCACAACAAACCACGGGCACGGAGCUUUGCCCAGUGUUGAUAAACCACAUCACGCCAAUCUCGACGCCAAGGUUCCAAACGUUCGAGCCCGAAGCGCCACAUUCCUCUUCGCAGAGUCUUCCCGCUAGUAAUCAUCUCCCAUACGGACAAUCUUUCCACGACCUACCGGCAUCGUACGUGAAGAAGAUCCAGUCGGGUGAGUUUUUUGAGCUGUCAAAACUUUUGCCAAAAAAUUUAUGCAAUACGGUAGAUGAACAGCCCGUUGUACUAACGGUCGAAAACUCUAUUGUUAAAGUUAAGCAGUCCACUCAGUCCACAACAAAUAUCACGGACAUUGAUAAGUGGACAACAGCCUUCACCACCUAUAUGAGCGUUUUCACGCAUCAAUUCCCUAACAGAGCCCAGGAAUUGUUGCAAUAUAUGACCAUUAUUCGCCAUGCUGCUCAUUGUCACAAAGGGGUGGGUUGGUGUAUUUACGACAUCAAGUUUCGUCGGAAGGCUGGACUUAGCCUAUCCCUCAACUGGUCCGAAAUAGAUCAGCAAUUAUGGUUGAUGACCUUUGCAGUACCACCAGCCAGUCUUAGAGAGGAAUACCCUCUUUUCCAUAAAGGACCCCAACACUAUGCCACCCCGGGGAACGAACAAGGGGGCAUUUGCCGAGAUUUCAAUAGGAGCGGCGCUUGCAAACGAGCGCAGUGCAGGUACCGACAUAUCUGUAAUCGCUGUGAAGGGGAACAUGCCGGUCUUUACUGUACAGAGAACGAAAGUCUACAACCAUAUAGAAAACAAGGAAAGGUCCAUUCAUCCAGCAGCCAGCGCCAUUCCAACCAAGACAAACGAUAG
Paramuricea clavata is the source of this 6082-nucleotide messenger RNA. The record is from the annotation of a GenBank genome assembly. NCBI's taxonomy places the organism in Eukaryota, Metazoa, Cnidaria, Anthozoa, Malacalcyonacea, Plexauridae.